AGCUCAAGCCGAUUCUCCAUAGCCUCUCGCAGGCGCCCCCAGCGGCGCAUGGUCGGGAGAUGCUUGGCAAUGGCGACGGGGGGCUGCCCGCAGGCGCGCGGGCGGGGCGGCUCAGCGCGCGCAGCGCGCAGCGCAUGAAGGAGACGGCCAACUAGCAGGAGGAGGAGGAGGAGAGGGUGCGUCCGCGGCUCGCAGAAGUGCACGGGCGCGGCGCCGCCUUGCGGCCGAGACUGCGGUGCGUGCCCACGCGAGGGCCCGCAGAGGCCCGGGCUCCUGGCAGUGGCAGGACCGUGAAGCGGCUGCUCGCCCAGCCCUCCGCAGGGCCGCCGCCGGGCACCGGGUUCCUGGGGACGCUCGGCGGCGGCGCAACGCCGCCUGGCACGCCGCGUGGGUCCUCACGCAGGGCGGUUUCUCGGGCGCGUCGAUCGCAGGCCUCGCGUGGGCCGCGGCGGCGCCCCGUCUUGGGGCGGGCUGCGCCAUGGCCUCAGGCGCAACGCGCUGCGCGCGGCUUCGAGUCCCCUCACCGCUUCAAGGACCGAGCAGCUGGAGUCUCUGGACGGCAGGCCGCGGGCGCGACUGCCCAGAGGGUUCAGGCACUUGCAGAAGCGGUUGGAGGACCGUAAGGGCAUGCACCAACUCAAGCUCGGCCGGGACGUGGACGAGGACGAGGGCGAGGGCCUUUGCGAGGACAGGCUGGAGGUCAUGAAGGGCUUGCGCAAGCGCAAGUUCGGUCUGGACCUGGACGAGGACGCGAGCAUCUGCGAGGACAGGCUCCAGGGCAUGCACAAGCGCAAGCUCAGCCUGGACCGGGACGAGGACGAGGGCCUCGAGGGCAGGCUGGAGGCCUCGAAGGGCCCGUACAAGCGUGAGUUUGGCCUGGGCCUGGGCGGGGACGAGGGCCUCUGCGAGGACACGCUGGAGGGCAUGAGGGUCUGCACAGGCGCACGUUCGGUCUGGACCCGGACGAGGACAAGAGCUUCCUCUACGAGGACAAGCCGGAGGACCUGAAGGGCAUGCACAAGCGCACCUUCGGCCUGGACCUGGACGAAGGCGAGGGCCUCGGCGAGGGCAGGCUGGAGGACCCUGGACCUGGGCGUGCACGCGAGCCUCUGCGAAGAAAGGCUGGAGGACCUGAAGGGCCUGCGCAAGCACAGUUUCGGCUUGGGCCUGGACGAGGAUGAGAGCCCAGGUAUGCGAGGACAGACUGGAGGACGGCGGCAAUGGCAGCGUCACAGGCUUCCUGUCUGCGGACGAGCUCCUGAAGGCGGGGGCCGCUUCCCGGACCGCCCUCGCAGCGGCCAGCUUUAUCCUCGGAGCCCUACUCGAGGCCUCCCCAGGCCUUAGAUUACCUUGAGCUCGUUUGAUGUCUCUGGCAGCGCGAGCUGCGUACCAGCCCGCGAGCGUUGUGGGUUGAGUCGGCGUGACUGUUCGGAUGUCGCGUCUUCCGCUUGCUUCGGUUGGGGCGGGGGUCGGCCUGUCGGCACUCACGCGAAUCUGCGAGGGUGCCUUUUCGCACGAGACCGAGCGUUGCCUCCGCAGGGCCAAAGGGUAACGUCUCGGUCCGGGGGGCAGUACGAGCAGGGAGCUCCUGUCCCUUCCAGACGCAAGGGUCAGCAACUUCAUCCUCAUCUUCCCUCGCGCUAAAAGGAGUUCCAGAUCCGUUCGCCUUCGCCU
Messenger RNA from Prorocentrum cordatum, 1674 nucleotides. The record is from the annotation of a GenBank genome assembly. NCBI's taxonomy places the organism in Eukaryota, Dinophyceae, Prorocentrales, Prorocentraceae.